Zerene cesonia (dogface butterfly) is the source of this 4586-nucleotide messenger RNA. RefSeq lists its product as uncharacterized. NCBI's taxonomy places the organism in Eukaryota, Metazoa, Arthropoda, Insecta, Lepidoptera, Pieridae. The transcript is spliced from 12 exons. The record is from RefSeq and is a predicted model, not a curated record. Gene Ontology annotation, molecular function: protein binding. The coding region runs from base 204 to 3395 and encodes 1063 amino acids.
GUGCAAAGGAUUUGAUGAGAUGAAACACUUACCCUUUUGGAAAGAUUCCAAUUGCAUCAAAUAAACAGUUUACCGGGAUCACUAACCGGCGCGCUGUUUGACAGCGGUGCCUUUGUGCAUCCUGUGUUCUUUGUUUCGAGGGUAUUUUUGGAAUAAAAUAUUCACAACGCCGACUGUAUGUGAUCGAGUUUGAUCUCGCUAAAAUGGAGAUAACGCAAGCGGAAUGUGAAAUAAAACAGGAGAUGGACGACAGCGGCUGCAUCCAGGAUGAUAUGUCGCCCUAUAAAAACGGUUACCAACGGGUGAAUUUGUUGGACCUAUCUGAUGAUGUACUGCUCUAUAUCCUUAAGUUAUGCGCACCGAGGGAUUUGAAGGCUCUUGGAUUCACAUGCGAGCGUCUAGGCAGCCUGGUUCUAGAACGCUCUCUAUGGAGGCACGUGGACGCGAGAUCCGAGAAGUUCAGCGCCGAUCGGCUGCAGUGGUACUUGACGCACACGCUGCACGAUGAGACGCAAGUGCUCAUGAUUACCGGUCACGCGCAGGCGUGCGUUGGAUGCAUGGGACUAGUCAAUACUACGCGCAACGUGGCCGAUGAAGAUUAUAAGACGAUUGAACCGGAUCUAGACCCACCGAACAGUGCCGCAGGAACCAGUGGUACGAAGAUAGCAGAGGACCAUAUAUCGGUUAUGCGCGAGCUGCCGGGUCCGGUGAGGAGGUUCCAUGCGAGGCAUGUGAUCAACCCUCGCGUCGUCUGUUUGUCACGGAUACAAGGGUGCCCCGCGUGGGGCGACGACCGGGACAUGGGGCGCGCCGGGCCGCAGGCGUGUAUAGGGCCGCAGUUCACGCUGACGCCGGACAUCUUGAGGCAGCUGGGGGCAGUCUGCCCCAAUCUCACCACGCUGUUCCUGGAGCACUGCAACGUGAACUGCAAUUUUAUAAGUCUGAGCCAGUUUCCUCGGUCAAUAAAAAAACUGUCACUCCGUGGCACUAGGUUCUACAAUCUGCUGAUCGAUAGGUCCUUCUUGAGCAAUAUCAAUGAGCAUCUACCGAUUUUGGAGUAUUUGGAUGUCUCCGAGUGCGAAUGGAUGGAGCCGUCGUCCCUCCUGCCUCUGUCGAAGCACACGACACUAACUCACCUCAUAGUCCGCGAGUGCUAUCGGCUCACCGAGUUCGUCGCUUACGCGUCGCUCACCACCCGAUACGGGUUCAGGAAUCUGAAGGUAAUCGACAUGCGCGGGUCGCCGGUGGGCGACUCGGAGGUGUCGGCGCUGGGCUGGCUGCCGGCGCUGCGCGAGCUGCGGCUGGCGGCGGCGCGGCGGCCGCGCGCCGAGCGCCACGCGCACUACGCGGACGACGCGUGCGUGCCCCACGAGCCGCUCGACCGCUGGGAGAUGCGGGAGCCGGAAUACUUUCAAAUCAAACCGAACCCCGAACCGGAGGAAAUGGAUGACGCGGUGCCGAGCACCUCGCAAGCAUCCCAAGCAUCCACUGAUCCUGUGGAACCAUCCACGUCGCAGGAUGAUGAGGAGGCGAACCACUUGGCGCGCAGGAACACGUUUAUAAACAUGGCGCGGUGUAGACUACUCGAUUUGCUCUCAGAUGCCAACGGUGACGAUACAGAUGACUCUUGUCCACCCAAAAAGCGGAAAUGUAACAAGGAGACCCAAGGCAUGGACGCCGAUGAAGAUAAAGAAGAAAACGAGACGAACGAUGAUGCGUCCGGUCAUCUACAAAUACCCAGUAACCCCGAACCGGAGGAAAUGGUUGACGCGGUGCCGAGCACCUCGCAAGCAUCCCAAGCAUCCACUGAUCCAGUGGAACCAUCCACGUCGCAGGAUGACGAGGAGGCGAACCGCUUGGCGCGCAGGAACUCGUUCAUAAACAUGGCGCGCAGGAACGCGUUCAUAAACAUGGCCCGGCGUAGACUACACGCUCUGCUCUCAGAUGACAACGGUGACGAUACAGAUGACUCUUGUCCACCCAAAAAGCGGCAAUGUAACAAGGAGAACGAUGAUGCUUCCGGUCAUCUACAAAUACCCAGUAACGUGAUUGUCGUGUCGGGUAUAAGGAACGCCAGCGGGUGUAGGCUACGCCAAGAGCCGCUUUACUGCAUAUGCCCCGAACACAAGGACGUGGAGAAAACGGACAAGUCGACGGAAACAGAUAACAUGGAACUGUAUAGGCAUUGCACGUGUGAUCACGGCUCAAAAUCUGCUCCGAAAGCUGGUGAAAGCUCUGAGGGGAAGGAUGAAGAAGAUAGUCCAGAUGGAAGUAGUGAUAAAGCAAAGGAUGGCAAUGAAAAUGGUGAUAAAUGUGAUGAAAACGCUAACGACGAUGCGAAUAAAGACGGUUCCAAAGAUGCAAACUCACAAAGCGGUGAGAAAUACGUGCAUUUCCGUAGAAAUCAAGCGCCCGUUUUCAUCAAUUGUCCGCCGGAAGCGAGGGCUGAAUUUAACCUGCCCGGACCUUCCCGCUCGGAUAGACCAGAGCAUCCACGCAGUUCAGACAGUAAAGGCACUUACAAGGAAUUUAUAAGCGCCCUAGAUGGUUAUUGGAAAGCGAGGGUCACACCAAAUAUACUCAGUGCCGAAAACGAUAAUUCCAACAACAAUGAUAACACUGAAAAUAAUGAUGACGAUGCGAAAAUUAAUGAUAGCGAACGGAGUAAUGAUGGAACGGGUGCCAGUACGUCGAAAGCGGUUGACAAUGACAAUUCGGAUGCAAGCAACCCGAAACCGUCUACUAGCAAAGAUGUACCUAAACAAAAAGCAAACGAAACAAAGACUGACUCUGUGGGUGUUAAAAUCGAGGAAAAAGUACCCGAAAAUAAAGAUUCAGAAAACGUUCAGAAAGACCCGGGAGUAAGAUUGAAUGACAGCGCACAGCAAGAGGCAAACGGUGUAUCGCCCCAGGCAAACAGGAACCCUAGAAGGGACGUGCAAUACAUAGUGGAGCCCAGGCACCACGUGCUGUACGUCAGCGUGGGCUCCCAACUCAACACCUACAGGUUUCCGAGAGAUACGUUCGAAAACAAUCGAAAUUACUUCGAAUCCCACGUGGAUUCCAGCGCUUUAGUCACAGACUUUGCCAUACGGCGUUUCGGCAGAGCGGAUGGGGAGGACGUUGUGGUCAAUUUUGGGCCAAAUGGGCCGGUCAUGAUGGGCAACGUGGCGAAUUCGCGGCCGGACCGGUCGAAUUUGCGCGUCCUAUCCGUCACCGGAUACAGAAAUAUAACGGAUAGGUCGCUAUUGCAUCUAAUUAGUGCUGCGCCCAAUUUGCGGUAUAUCGACUUUAGUGAUACGAACGUUACGGAGCAGGGCGUGGAAAGGUUUAAGGCCACGAGGCCGGAAUGCGAGGUUAUUUUUAGCAAGUUCGUUGAGAAGAAGAACGGUUGAGAUCUUGAAUAAAGAUGGAAUGGUUCAGUGAUAUAGAGGUGUUACAGUUUCAGUGUGAUAAGACUGUUUUGCGGUGUUUGCGGGUAGUUUUAUAAUUCAGUUUUUUUCUUUGUAAGAAAUGUAAUUUCAAACACAUUUCAACGAACAAAAUCAAAAUUUCCAAUCACAAACACAUAAAAUGAUAGUGUUAGUUGUGGAUUCCAUUCAGUAUUCAUAUUUUUUAAAUUGUGAUAUUUAGUCAGUCAGUCAUUAAUAUAGUAGAUGAGUUUUAUUCAGCAGUAUAAUAGAUCUCGCAAGACUGACUUUUAAUUUUUUUAACCAAUUUCAAAGAAAGGAGGUGGGUUUCGAUUCGAAUGUAUUUUAUGUGAUUGUUAACUUAUAACUUCUUAUCCGUGUGGAUCCAUCCAAUUUGAUUCAGCUCUGAUAAUUUGAUGGUGUUUUAGGUUUUUGUUGGAUGUAAUUAUUUGAAAUCGUUAGAAAGAGACAAAGACAUUACUUUGUCUCUUUCUAACGAUAACAUUCAAACAGUCACACUUAGAAGUAAUUAUAUUUAGAGAUAGAAUGUUGGGCGUUGGAAAAUGAACACCCUAUAUUGUGAUUGAUAAAAAUAUGUGAUUCAUGGAACAUCCUGUGAAGUUCUUUGUGGGGUUGUUCAUAAGACUUUUAAUAAAUCGUAGAUUUUCGUUUAUUAUUAAUUACCGAUUGGAAUUUCUCUUAUUUAUUUAAAUAUCGAUUAAUGAUUCAUACAAAUCUCGAAGUUGUCUUUUUUAUGAUAAAAAAGAAUAAUUAAUUUACUUUUUUAUUAUUAUUGUAGUAAUUGAAUAAAAACUAGAAGUUAUUAUAAUAAUUUAUUCUUCUAUAUACUAUAAUUAUGGUAAUUACUAUAAUUAUAUAUACUAUAAUUAAGAUUAAUUAUCUAUUCGUAUAUUAAAAUAUGAAACUGUGUGUUUUGUUCGCACAAAAUCAUCAUGCCAGAAUUUUUUCUUUCUUAUUGUGAAGGCUUUUUUUUAUAAUUUUGGGCUAUCACCAUGUACAUACAUAUAAACAAAAAAUGGGUGGUUUUUAGAAAUAAAGUCACUUAUACCUUUAAUUUCAUUUUAAGUAUAUUUUUGUAUGCAAUUAAAAUGCUGUAGCUGUGUACUACAGAAUAUUUAGAAUAUUUUGUAUGACAUGAUUAAUUUUGGAUCUAGU